CUGCAGCUGUAGUGUCACUGCCUUCAGCCGGGUGGCAAGGACCAAAGAAACAGGGACGGCAACGAGAGCACUCCUCUCCUCUGCAAGAUAUGAUUCAGCAAAAAUUCAAGCAAGAGAUGUUCACCAAAUCUGGUGUUUUGCAGCAAGAAGAAAUGUCGACUAUUCAAGUUAAAAAUACCAUGUUGCAGUUGAAUGGUCAAAACUUCAGACCGGCAGCUAAAUAUGGCCACAAUUCCAAGACACCUGGCCUCUGUCUGUCAGCCACACGUGGGAGGGAGGCAACUGGUCACCUUACGACCUCCUUGCCUACUGAGGAGGGCACGACACAGUUGGACUUGUUGGUGCUCAAGCCACUGAAACCUGACAUAGAGAGGCAGGCUGAGAUUCAACCCCUCAGACGACCCCUGAAACUUGCCCCGCUGGAGCUACCGGAGAAGGUGAAGGAGGCUCAGAAGCAAAAACUUAAGUUUAUCCAGCAAGAACCCGAUCCGGCUUCACAUAAGCCGGAUGUGACAGUUAGUGAGCACCAAACGAGGAAGUUAAAAUCCUACACGAGGCUGAGACUGGUAAAAGCAGUGGCAUGCCCUUCUGCUUCCACUGAAGCACUCAAAGCCCAACAGCAAAACAGAUCAGCAAGGCCACAGCUGACAAGCUCCAACCCCACAGAGCAGAAUGGACACAAGCAUCUGGAGGAUGUGGUGUGUCGAGGUACUCCAGCUCCUCUGCGCAGCAAACCUACCCCUCCUUCAUCUUUCCCCCAAAUUAGAGCUCAUGCUGCAUGUGGCAGAGAGGCGGCGUGCCAGAGCCCGGGCAAGCUCCAGCACGAGACAGGGUGGAGGCAGCUGAGGCUGACUAGAACACAAUGCCUAGAAGAGGAUCAGUGCAAUUCAAACACGUCAACAGUGGGAUUAUCAGGAGAUGAACGCAAGCUGGUCCAAGGUGUCCAAGGCAAAGGGCACCGGGGAGAGAGAGCUCUUCGAGGACAGCCACAUGUUGGAAAAGGCAUCAAAGAGCCUCUUGCACCUGGAGCCUCCUGGGAGAAAGGAAGUGCCAGGAAGAGCCAUGAGGAGGAUGGCAGUAACCAAUCUGCAAGCUGCACUCUGAACCGACAGUCGGCUGAAGGUGGAAGCAGGGAACAUGCACCUGAUAGUCUGAAGCCAAGCUCUUCUAACUGUAGAUUAAAGAGGAAAAAACCUUUGAUCACAAAGCAUAACAAUGCAGUCCCUCUGGAAUGUCUCUAACUGUGAUAAAAUAACAUGAUGUCAAACACACGUGCUGUUAGAGACAGCCUUGUAUUCCAACUGGGAACCUGAUUUAUGACAGCAGUGAUAAAUGAAAGUGCCAUUUUAACCUGCUUUUCAAAAAAAAAAUUUUUUAUUAACUCAAAUCUGCAAAAGGCUCCUUAUGAAAUCUCAGAGGUGUGUUUUUACAUGCUGUUGGCACAAAGCCAGAGCCUACUCAUUUCCUCGUGCUCCAAACAUAGAAAACACAUUAAAACAAACAAACAAAACAUGGUGUAUGAUCAGAUACGGUAAAUGGAUUGGUACAUAAAUAGCACUCAUACGGCCCAUUCAUUCAUACAGGGGUUCAGUAUCUUGCCCAGGGACACUAUGGCACACAGACUGGAGCAGCCAGGGAACCACUGGUAGAUGACCUGCGCUACUACCUGAGCCACAUCCACCCCAGAUAUGUAGAUGGAUGCAUUUGUUUUGCAAAAUCUUAAUUCCUUCUGACUUUUAUUUUGAAGUAAUUCUACUUAGAGAGACUUAUAGGCAGCAGCAGGAGUUUCUGAAUGCCAGCUGAGUUUUUGUUGUUGUUUGAUAGCACUCCACUCUGGAGGUGCUCAUUUUGGAAAUGAGCCAGACAGGUAACAUUACAGAUAUAACUCAGCCUCAAGUAGAAACUCACGAUCUUAUUGUCAUAUUGAAUACUGUCUGCUUCAUUCAUUAAAUCAUAUUUGGUAAAUAA
Archocentrus centrarchus (flier cichlid) is the source of this 1968-nucleotide messenger RNA. RefSeq lists its product as uncharacterized. The record is from RefSeq and is a predicted model, not a curated record. Lineage: Eukaryota; Metazoa; Chordata; Actinopteri; Cichliformes; Cichlidae. Bases 90 to 1241 code for a protein of 383 amino acids. The transcript has 2 exons.